ACCACCAUCAAUUGUCAUAGAUAAGAGAGUACCCAAAAAAUCAAUUGCCCACCAGACCUGGAUUAUUCGAGUUUACCUAUCCCCCUGCUCUUACAUCUGUAUUCCUGCAUUGGGCUUCUUGUUAUUUCCUCUUCCGGGGUCGUGCGGGCAUCACUGCCGUGUCAAAACAACCCCGCACGCCUCAGGCCGUUCACACAAUAAGGUUCCCUCCCCUACAUUCCAGGCAGAUAUUUGACCAACUAGCCAUUGAGCAGUAUAAACUUCUGGUGCGCAAUGGGCUCAACCGCCCAAUUCACAACAUCCUUCCUCCCACCCCCCCUCAAGAGCCUCACACGACCCACCGACUCCAACCCCGCGCCCGCCAACAACCCGCAAAUAUUCAACGAUGCCAUGCACGUACGUACAGUAGUCUUUGUAGAUGAGCAGCAUUGCAAACCAGAGAAUGAAUUCGAUGACAAUGACGCGAGAAGUUGGCAUUGGGUCCUCUAUGCUACAACAACAGAGUCCGAAAAGCCCACCCCGAUCGGCACUCUUCGACUUAUUCCUCCCCCGCAUGAACCUAAUGAACAUAAACUGGGGAGACCUUAUGUGGCCCUGUCGAGGGUUGCACUGCUACGGCAGUAUCGCGGCGCGGGGCUUGCGCGUGUCCUGGUAGAAGCCGCCUUGAAUUGGGCGUCGGAACAUCACAAAGCGCUGCAGGAAUCUGAGGACAAGCCGUGGAUUGGUGAUGUGCUGGUCCAUGCCCAAGUCACUGUUGAAAAAAUGUAUGCGCGGCUGGGGUUCGUGACGGAUGAGACUAUGGGGACGUGGGUGGAGGAAGGGAUGGAUCAUGUUGGAAUGUGGAAGACGGUAGAAAUACCGCUGGAAUAACCUAAUGGCUGCUGGAAUCUUUAUCCAGCUACGAGAUGAUGGUUUGAUUGUAAAUGCUGUUGAAAGUUAUCAUUUGAAGCAAGCGUAUAGAGGGAUAUAUUCGACUAGAUUUUCAAUGACUCGUUGGCGGCUUUUCAUGUUUAGAAACGCGGUUAGUCAAUCAUGGUUCUUGAACCGAAAUGUUAUAUAACGUUGCUAGACGGCAUCACCCAUCUUUCAAACUAAAGGAUGCAGAAAUAUUAUACGGGGUCAAAAGAAAUAUCUAGCAAACGCAAAGUCAAGGAGGAGCACACAACAAUUAGAGGAAGCAUUAACAAUAACCACCACCACCACCCAAAAAAUAAAAAAUAAAAAAAUAAAAAAAAUAAAAAAAGGAAAGAAGUAAGGAGAGAAGGAAAGAAAGAAAGAAAGAAAGAAAGAAAGAAA
Messenger RNA from Blastomyces dermatitidis ER-3, 1296 nucleotides. RefSeq names its product acetyltransferase. The transcript has a single exon. NCBI's taxonomy places the organism in Eukaryota, Fungi, Ascomycota, Eurotiomycetes, Onygenales, Ajellomycetaceae. The coding region runs from base 274 to 870 and encodes 198 amino acids. Gene Ontology annotation, biological process: UDP-N-acetylglucosamine biosynthetic process. Gene Ontology annotation, cellular component: endoplasmic reticulum-Golgi intermediate compartment; endoplasmic reticulum; Golgi apparatus. The record is from RefSeq and is a predicted model, not a curated record. Gene Ontology annotation, molecular function: monosaccharide binding; glucosamine 6-phosphate N-acetyltransferase activity.